Messenger RNA from Cucumis sativus (cucumber), 1254 nucleotides. RefSeq names its product proteasome assembly chaperone 4. Bases 409 to 858 code for a protein of 149 amino acids. The transcript has 7 exons. Gene Ontology annotation, biological process: proteasome assembly. NCBI's taxonomy places the organism in Eukaryota, Viridiplantae, Streptophyta, Magnoliopsida, Cucurbitales, Cucurbitaceae. The record is from RefSeq and is a predicted model, not a curated record.
GGGUGCCCUAAACCCUCAUGAAUUGUCCCUUUUUUUUUUUUUUUUAGUAUUUGAAUUUGAACAUUUUAAAACUAUAUUUUAAUCUGUUUAGAAAUCUCAUUCAGAAGACCAGCUUCUUCUGUUCGUCCUUGGGUUCUCAUCUCAACCCUCACUGUUGCUCCUUUUCUCGCAACGACGCCACCCAUUCGUCCUUCAAUUGAGUUCGUGUUCUUCACAGCUUAGGGGGUUUGGAGAAGACGAAGAAAAAGAAGAAGAUUUGAUUGUUGAUUUUUCGAUCCGGGUCGGGCUUCAUUACCACCGCCCCUACUCUUCCAUUCCUUUUCUCUACCGAAACGAAUCGAACUUGUGACCAGCGGAUAGCACGCACCCCCCACCACUAACAAGCUACCAACGUUUCGGUUGAUAAAAAUGUUACAUGAAGGUCAAAUCUCGAAAGAAGAACAGUCAUUUGCUAGUCCAUCAAAUAGCAAUAGCAAUGGUAACCUUGAUGAUGUUCGGGUUACUUGCUUCAGUGAAGCCAUAAAUGAUGUCCCCAUCCAUUUUCAGAUUAUAUGUCUCUCCAAACAGAUAUAUGUAUGGAUUGGUUGCAAUUCUGCAAAAUUUGGAAAUUUGUAUGCAGCUGCCCCCACACGACCUAACAAUACAGUGAGUGUUACUUCCAUACUUGGAGGUUCAUCCGAUAAUACAGGAUCUAGCAUGGCACGUAGACUAGUGUUAAAAACCGGUCUAAAUAUCAUCUUGGCUAGCAAUAUUCCGAAAAACAGCCCCAUAAUCGAGGUCGCUGCCGAAAAGGUAUUAGUGCAAAAGCUGGUCACUUUAGGGUACGUAAGGCCUAAACCAGAAGGUCCAUCUAGAUAAUUGGUUACCAUGAUUAGUCUUCUUUGCAAGAUCCAGAGAAGCCUUACUCUGGUUGCUAGCUGUUUUCUUCUUUGCAAUCUUAUAGCUGAAACUCCGGGCUUGAAUCUAGGCUAGGAUUUUGGAGGACGAUAUACCCGAACAUACAGCCUAUCAAGGCACUCAACGGGGUUCUAUUUUACUUGGAUCUUGCUUGGAUAUUUAUUAAGAACAUUAUCCAUUUUUUGUUAUAAUAUUGGAUAAAUCGAUAGCUAACUACAAAACGGUGUAAAUACGUUGUAAUUUGUUUAAUAGAUUGUUUAUCUCUUCCCUGUUAUCAUCUUGUUUAAUCUUAUUUGGUUGUCCAUUUUCACUAGUUUUCUUCAUUUUCAGGAAUGAAACUGGUAUUUAUUUGAUUCA